UUUGGCCAAUUUGGCAACACUGUAAGUGAUCACAAAUCAACUUGAAAAACUGAAAACGGGAGGUGUACGGAGGUUCACUCUGUGAUCUAUGGUGCCAGAGUGCCUUGUAAUUCGCACAGUUUUCGCUUUUAACUGUCUUUACGACUGUAUUUAUGUGACGCAAUGGCCACUACAGCUGCAGAAAGCAAAACUGAUUGUCAGACUGACAAAUCAGAAGAGGCAGCUGACGCAAAUGAGCAGGACAGCAGCCUGACUGUCAUGUCUCCUGUGAAGUCCACAGCAGUCUUGAAGUACCCAGCCACGGAACCGGCCAUGUGCUAUCUGCAGCUCAGCAGUAAUACAAAUCUGAAUAAGCCUCCAGCGAACUGGCUACGAAAUGAUAUCACUUGGCACGGACUUCGGGCAAAGUGGACCUACCCCCACAACAGCUCAACUAUUUUCUCAAGCUUUGAUAUGGCAAAUAGCUUCACAGAAUACAUUGGUGAAGUAGACGUCAUAUCAGAUUCGGAGAACAUAAAGAAAUUGUUAAAGAUGCCCUACAGCAAUGCCCACAUUAGCAUGAUGGUGCACCGCGUGGGAAAGACUCUCUUGCUGGAUGAGUUUGACGUUCACAAGCAUUUGCUUCGUGAAUCGCAGAAUCAGUGGGAAUGGCUGAGAAAAUUUUUCUAUGAUACUGUCCUUGCAUCACUCCAGGCAAAGGCUAAGGUAGCACUUCGGAAGAAUAAGCGCCGAGAUAUCCUGCAAAAUAAAAACAUGUUCUCAAAGUUUUUACACUACAGUGUGGAGAAUGACUCAAACAGUGUGCAAAAAUUGAGUACUUGUCCAGACAUGGCAAAAGCAGGUGGUUCUAGUGGGGAGGCAAGGCAGUCUGUCAUGGUCCAUGAAAGUGAAAAUGCUGUUGAGAACCGUGUUCCAGAAGCUGGACAUGACUUUCUGAGGAACUUGCUGUGGACCUUUGAAGACAUACGCAUGCUCAUAGGCUCCAACAUGCCAAUCUUUGGUGGUGGUACAAGACCCGCUGUAAGCUUGAAGUUGAGAGACAUGCAAAAGCCUAUCAACAUCCUUACUGGUUUAGAUUAUUGGUUGGACAAUUUAAUGUGCAACGUACCUGAGGUUGUCAUGUGUUAUCAUCUGAACGGUAUUGUACAGAAAUACGAACUCAUCAAGACAGAGGAGAUUCCUCAUCUGAAGAAUUCUCACUUCUCUCCAAAAGUAGUCAAGGACGUUGCUCAAAACGUCUUGUCUUUUCUGAAGUCAAAUGCUGCAAAAAGUGGUCACACAUAUUGGCUGUUUAAAGGGAAGAAUGAUGAUGUGGUGAAGUUGUACGACUUGACAGUUUUGUGCUCGGAUCUUAUGGACGAUAAGCAGCAGAAUCCUUUCACACUGCCUGUCGCUAUCUUGCUCUUCCGCGUGGCAGCCAACAUGAAGGAGAGCCCUGACUGCAAGCGCAAGCAGGGUACUAUUUAUCGUCUGUUGAAGAAUGCUUUGCAGCUGUUGGAUUCAAGCAAGCACUUGCAGAUUGUAUCGUCUGUCCACUCCCUGCUGUCAGACCUGUUCGUGCCAAGCGACUUGGAUCCAGCAAAGGUACAGACGGCCAGCCCAGAAGAGAGUGAACAGAGUGACGACAGUAGCUGGCGAGACUCUGAAGAAGAUUCUGAUACCCCUGAGGACACUGCAAAAUGUACAGAAAGUCCAUCCGUUUCAGUUGAUGCGCUGUGUGUUCCAGAUAGGUAUCGCAAUGAAGGUCUGAGUGAUGCCGAGAAAUCUGUGUUCCCCUUUCGCUCAAACUGGAGUGAGCGGUGUCGGCUUGCCAUGAAUCACGUUCUUGAGGGCUUAACAUUUGUGCUGUCUGAGAGCCCGACUAACGCACAGUCAUCUGAGUCAUCACCACCCACAAAAGCAGAAGCUGAGGCUGCAAGGUUUGAGGAGGAGAACCUCAACAUGGCUAAACCAUAUGAACCGAUCCCACUCAAGUACUCCCCCUUGACUUCGGACGCUCCUGUUCAAAUUGAAGAAGAGAGCAUUCCAGAAGAGAAGAAAUUAGACGAGGCAUGGAAGGUGGAGGUCUCCAAGUCAUUUACUAACCUCAGAGAUCCAUCUUGGAAGCACCACUGUUUGCAGUUUCUCCUGCAAAAAGCAGUGCGAAUUUACUGUGCCAUGGCAGAGUUGUCCUGUGGGGAGAAGAGAUAUGGUCGUGCUCUCAAGUGUAUUCAGUAUGGGCUACAGUGUCAUGAACAACUGCGGUACCUGGUCGUCAAGGACGGCAAGCAGUGCUGUCUGGAAUCUCUAGUCUACCUGCUGGGCCUGGCAGGUGAUGUGUACCUAAUGUUGGUGCACGGUGAAAAAGGUUUUACAAAGGAGGAGCAUUUAGAAGACUCUGAGUCUGUCAGCAGUGAAGAUGAGAGGAUAUUAUUGCUUUUAGAAAAGAUAUCCAGCCACAAGAUAAAUAUAAGAUACUGCCUUGCUGGUGAAUUUCCGCAAGACCUGGAGAGAACACUGGUUCUUAGUGCACGAUGCUACGCUAGUGCAUUGAAGAUACUUCCUAACCAAAAGCGCGACGUCUUUGAGCGUCUUACACGGCGGCUCGGAAACAUUUCCAAUGAGCUUGGUGUGUUCUACAUGAACCAGGCUGCUAGGAUCUUCAAUGAGCUUGAAUACUCAAAUGAGCAGGUGGAGCACCUUUGGGCAAAGAGUCAGGAAUGCCUUGAGAGAGGCGUGGAGGCUUUUGAGAUGCUCAAUGACAUCCCAAACAUUGCCUUACUUAGCUCAAAUAAUGGACGCCUCAUGCGUUUGCGAGCUCACGCAGCUGCCACCGUGGAGAAGGGCGUUACACGAACGGAGUUCACCGCACAAGAAAGGAUGUUUUACAAUAAGGCAAUCAAGUACUACAGCAAGGCCGCAAGAAUUCUGCACAGUCGCAAGCUCUACCCUGACAUUUGGGACUCUCUUCACUGGGAAUUGUCCUCCACUUUAUUCACUAUGGCAACCCUCCUGCAGGAUUUUGCACCGCUGUCUAGUUACGCCCAAGAAGAAGUUGAAAAAGAGGCCGUAGAGCUUAUGAUGAAAACAUUGGGACUCUGCAGUACAGAAUGUUCUCCUGCCCGGCAGCCACUGUACCAGUACCGCGCGGCCACAAUUUACUACCGUUUAGCAUCGCUGCAUCAUAACGCUUAUCGAAAUCAGACCAGUGAGGAUAGCCGGAAAAAGCAUCUUAAAUCUUUAGCUGAACACUAUUAUGACAAGGCGCAGGUUCUUUUUGAGACAAUGGAAAACGUUACAGAAUUUGUUCGUGUCCUCCUGGAACAUGCUGGUAUGCUUGAGUUCCAGAUGGCAGGACUACAGGGCUUCAAUUCAAAGUUGAACAAAUUGUAUUCGGUACUAAAAUUGUUCCUCACAUCUCAAAAAUUGAUGACCCACCUGAACGAGAAACCUGCGACCAGUCCGUCGGAAUCACCGGAGCACGAAGACACACCUGAGGAUGCAGAAGACCGAAACGCCAUUUUGCUUUUGUUCGAGAAACGGAUACAGGCAACCCUAAGGAGCAUCAUUAAACUAUAUCACACUCCGGGAAAACACAGAAAUGAAGCUGUCAUGAACAUGUGGAAGCAAAUCUACUCCGAAUCACUUCAGCGGAACAGCGACGUGCCCGUAGAGAUUUUCUUAAGCACCUUGCUCUCCCGCAUAAAAGAUGCUCUAGAACCUGGACCGUAGAAGUUUUGGUCGAGUCACCUUUCUGUACCGACGAUUUAAAGAUCAGAUACUAUCGGCGUUGUACCGCGAGAAAAGUUUUAGCGUUUGGUGCGAAAUGUUCCCAUUGAAACGUGUGCCUUCUGCUCGGUAGUGGUCUGCGUCGUAUGACAGGGCCGGCAUUGCCGUUGCCAUGGCCACCUGCUUGAAUCCGCUACACAGCAUGGAAGGAGUAAAGUGCUAAUUUGUUCUAAUGAGGGUCCAAGAUACCGGGACAGGAAUGUGAUUGGCGGAGGCGUUUUUGUCUUUCUGGCGCACUGGCAUUUUGAUGUUUUUCUCGCUGCAGUCCAUUGAAUGUGUCAGUUUGCAGUCCUGACGUGUUUGAUUUUUAGACUUUUGUUGUAGUAAUUUCUGAACUGCUACUUUACAAACUGGUUUUAGCUGCAGGCAAUAUGGGGGAAACAUAUCAGUCAUGCAUAAAUGCUAUCUGUGUAUAACAGGUGUACGUCGAUGGAAAGAGGUCUCAGAUUGGGAGGCGCUAAUAUAUUUCAAACAUGAAACCGUAAUUCUACACUUUUACAAUGUAACAGGUCUUUGCUAUUCUUUUUUCUCCCUUUCUCUCUUUUUAUGUGCAGAUAAACAGCAUAAUUUUUUAUAUUUUUAUUCCUUAUUACAUUGGUACUUGAUGAUAUGGCUGCUACAGUGGCUGAUUUUUCUGUUAGGUGUCUGAAGGCAUAGGGGUGUUUUUUGGGGGCCAUGCAGUGCAGUAAGAGACUGCAAUCAGAAAACGAGGUGGUUUAGUUUUAGAUUCUCGAAGUAUUUUUCUUUUGUUACAGCUUUUUUAUUGUUUUUUAUGCUUAUUAGAAUACUAUACAAAUGCAUUAUACUAUGCUACACGAAUGCCAACAAAAUGAAUUAUGCAGAAUAGCAAUCGGCCUGUAGUGAGACCCUGCAAAACAGUUGGUAGACCGAAGUCAUGUAGGUUUGUGAAAGAAGAGAGAUUUCAGCUCGUCGUUCUCAGGAACAUAUUUGUCGCUAUGCCACACAUAGGGUUCCAUAUGUUUAUUAUAGAUUGAAUUCUGCUGAAUUGUACCAAAUUCGAAUGUGUUUCUUUUUGUUUUUUUAUAAGAAAAAAACAAAAAAACACAUUCAAAUUGGAAAUAUAUGGAAGAAAAAAUUGUUAGCUCUUAUUUUUCUGCAAGUACAGAAGGGUGAUGCAGAGUAAAAUUGUCUUUCAUAGCUUGUUAUAGAGAAAUUGUGCUUGCCUAAAUUUCCAUUGCAAACAGCUAAAUGCUUGGGCCAAUGUAUCAUGUAAACCAUCAAAAAAAUGCUCCACCGCCCUCCACCCACCCCUGAGCAUUUGCACAAGGCCUCCGUAGGCACAUUGUAAAGGAAAGGCAGGUUGUAGCAUGUCACCACCAAAUUGUUCUUUUAUGGUAUGUGAGCAAUGUACGGUAUGAGCAAAGUUCUGUAAGUGAAGUGUGUCAGUGCCCCUGGAGGAUGAUUUACCAUUACAAUCCAUGUACAAUUUAUUUAAUUUAUUUAGAGAAAAGGAUUGCACAGUCUUUCCUUUUCCAAGCUCCUUGUGAUCCAUGGUCAGUGUGACUUCUGUUUUACACAUGCAUAUUUUGCAUUGUCAUUAGCACAUACAGUUGGUGUUUUCAGUUGAAACAGAAAGCAAGAAAAGUUCCGUGGAGCAUGUUUAUCAGCUUUUUUCUGUUUAAGCUGCUGCUGGCUAUUUAAACUGAAAAUAACCUACCUACAUGUCGACAAAACAGUUGCUCUGAUACUUCUUUUGUACUAAGAGCACUUCAGUUUCUAAGUGCUUGCAACUCAGCAACAUUGUGUGUGGUUUGCCAUACGUGCACAAGCUAUCAUUUAUUUUGUAUUGCUUAUGCAAGACUUGACAAUUUUAUUGAUAAGUAUCAAGCAUUUCAGGUCAGUUACAAUAUUUUGUGGUGGUGUCUUACCUUUUCUUGCUACACAAAUGGUGUCAAGGAAAACACUGACGAUUUUGUACUAAUGUUUUUUUUGUUUUUUUUCCUUAGGGUGGUACAUUCAAGGUAUACAUGUUUCCAUUCUAUGGGAGAAACACAAAAUUACUUCCUACUGGGCUCAAACUUAGUUACCCAGUAGCCAUUUCCAUAGUCCUUUUUCUUUUCUUCCAGGCACUAUUGCUUGGCUGUCGAAAUAUCACCUCAUGCCUUUACACAGCCUAUCCAUGUCAAGAGUCAUUGCUCAGACACAGGUGAGAUAAGACAAAAUUUCUGACAGGUGUUUUGUGUUACAUGUAUUUAGAACCAUGUGCUUUAGGGCGAAACCUAGUAAAACCUAUUUUUGCCCCUGGAUUUGCAUCAUCGUCAUUUAGGGUAAAACCCGAAAAACCCUGAAAGCAUAGUGUACUUGCAAAAGUGUAAACGUAUCUUUUGUGCACAUAAAUGUGUAAUUUUUAAAAAAUUCUCCACCUGCUCUUCUACCUGGUAUUGCCAGAUUUACCCCUCCUUAUAACUCCUGAAAUAAAACCCAUUUUUUACCCACUGAUUUUCAAAAACCAUACCCCUCCCCCCCCCCCCC
Messenger RNA from Ornithodoros turicata, 6261 nucleotides. RefSeq names its product erythroid differentiation-related factor 1-like. Lineage: Eukaryota; Metazoa; Arthropoda; Arachnida; Ixodida; Argasidae. The coding region runs from base 163 to 3711 and encodes 1182 amino acids. The record is from RefSeq and is a predicted model, not a curated record. The transcript has 21 exons. Gene Ontology annotation, biological process: positive regulation of DNA-templated transcription.